AACAACUCCAGCGCAAUUUCAAACAUCUGCCUUCGUGUGUAUAUUGGCUCUCACUCUGAUUCUGCGGCGUCUAGAAGACAUCGGCUCUCUCACGAUCUCCUGCACACCCAUCAUUUUCGCCGAGACCGCCCUCAUUGGCCCGCCGCCAGCCAUCGUCAACAACACCGACACCGCCGCCACGCCCCUCAAGCGGUCUCAGAGGAAAUAGCCUGGGUUUUCAUUUAGUUUGUUAAGGAAAAGGUGCUCAGGAUGAGCACUGGGACUUUCCGGGACCGGGCCAUCGACUCUAUCAAGGUCGCGAUUGCCUUGGACAAUGCCGGGGAAUACGAGAAGGCAUACCCGGCGUAUUGCUCAGCUCUGGAGCUCUUCAUGCUCGCCCUAAAAUGGGAGAAGAACCAGAGGAGCAAAGAGACCAUGAGGGGGAAGGUGGCAGAGUACAUGGAGCGGGCAGAAAAGGUGAAAAAGCAUAUAACGGAGAAUGAGGCGAAUCGAAAGAAACCCAGUGCCAUGGGCGCAAACGGCAAGGCUUCAGAUGGAACCGGAAAGAGCGACGAUACAGAGGAAGACGCCGACUCCAAGAAGCUGCGCGGCGCGCUCGCCGGCGCAAUAUUGUCCGAAAAACCAAACAUUCGGUGGGAAGACGUGGCGGGUCUGGAUCAGGCGAAGGAGGCCCUGAAGGAGGCUGUCAUAUUACCUAUCAAGUUCCCGCAUUUAUUCAGCGGAAAGCGGCAACCGUGGAAGGGAAUACUACUGUACGGGCCGCCUGGUACGGGUAAGAGUUAUCUGGCGAAGGCCGUGGCAACAGAGGCGAACAGCACUUUCUUCAGCAUAUCAAGUUCCGACCUGGUCAGCAAGUGGAUGGGUGAGAGCGAACGGUUAGUAAAACAACUCUUCACUAUGGCUCGCGAGAACAAGCCUUCGAUCAUCUUUAUCGACGAAAUCGACGCGCUGUGCGGCGUUCGCGGCGAAGGAGAUUCCGAACCAUCCCGGCGCAUCAAAACCGAGCUUCUCGUGCAAAUGGAUGGUGUUGGAAAAGACUCCCGCGGUGUCCUCAUCCUAGGCGCCACGAAUAUCCCAUGGCAGCUCGAUGCAGCAAUUCGCCGACGUUUCCAGCGCAGGGUACAUAUCAGUCUACCGGAUCUGCCUGCUAGGAUCAAGAUGUUUGAGCUCGCGGUCGGGAACACGCCCUGUGAGCUUACACCGCAAGAUUACAGGAAGCUGGGAGAGUUAAGCGAAGGCUAUUCCGGAAGCGACAUCUCCAUCGCGGUACAAGACGCACUCAUGCAGCCUGUGCGACUGAUUCAGACGGCAACUCAUUAUAAACCGGUCAUCCAAGACGGCGUGGAAAAGUGGACACCCUGCUCACCUGGAGACCCGCAAGCGAAGGAGAUGACGUGGACGGAGCUCGAUGGCGAGAAGCUUGCCGAACCGCCGCUGCGGCUCAAGGACUUCAUCAAAGCGAUCAAGGCGAGCAGACCGACUGUUAGUAAGGAGGAUCUGCAGAGGAAUGCGGAAUGGACAAAGGAGUUUGGUAGCGAGGGGGCGUAGUGCGAAAGGGGACCAUGCAUUGUGCAGUACGAGAGGUGGGAGACCGGCAGGGCGUCUAUAUGGGUGUGCCCUUCCGUGUCGGUGAUUCUGGAAUGGAUAUAUUUGAGAGUCAGCGUUUUCGUCCCGCUUUGCAAGGCGUAGGUGGAUGUGCAUACCGCGUUUCGAGGUUCUGGUUUCUGAUAGUGAUCCGUUACCCAUGGAAGAUAAGGUUUGGUGGAUCAGGACUUUGGAUAUUUUAGACAAGUUGAUAUCAACCCUAUACGGGGAGAGAGCGCUAAAUAGGCAUCCAAGGUAUGUUAAAGCAAAUCUCACUGCAAAAACUACCUUAUGGUAGGUUUUGGUUGAUGAGACGCGACAUUAGCUAUUAGCAUGUUGGAAAGCAGGAGUGGAUUAUUCCAGAGGAAACUUUCACUCUCCUAGCGGGAUUUAGUUCUCGAGACCUGAGAUUAAGAGUUGAUAUCGAAGUCCUUAAACCUCAAU
Molecule: messenger RNA, 2028 nt
Organism: Westerdykella ornata
Lineage: Eukaryota; Fungi; Ascomycota; Dothideomycetes; Pleosporales; Sporormiaceae
Product: AAA-domain-containing protein
Exons: 6
Coding region: 250-1548 (432 amino acids)
Biological process (GO): endosomal transport; vacuole organization
Molecular function (GO): ATP hydrolysis activity; ATP binding
Source: RefSeq, a predicted model, not a curated record